UGGUUUAUUAAGGAGGUCGGGAAGCCUGGGAGGGAGAAGAGGCACUAACCCCAGCUGGUGAUGGCUGAGCAGGGCAGCUGGUCACAGGGACAAUUGGAGGGGGGGUCUCUGAGACUGCAGGGAGGACCCCUCGGCAGACCCACUGAGGCAGAGGCCUGAAGCCAUCAACUCUUAGCCUUCAGGCCAGGUGGCUGCUCCUGACACCCCGGCCUGGCUCACGUGUGGCUCGAGAAUGCUCCAGUGUAGACAGCAGGCAGUGUAGACAGCAGGCGGUGUAGACAGCAGGCUGUGUAGGAGCAGGGGGGACUCUGACAGCAUCCCUGAGUCCCUGCCUCCCCUCUCUCCCCCCCAUACCUACAGACAGGCAGAAGACUGUUUCUCACUGUUGGGCAUGAGUGGCCGUCACCCAGGGUCCCCGAUGCCCAUAGGGCCAGGGGCCCUGGCGGUUGUGCCAGCAGACACUCACUCUUCCUAACUCUCGCUGCAGUGACCUUGUGAGGGACAGGCGGAUGAAAGGUCCUUCCCCAAAGGGGGCAAUGUCCACGCAGUCCACUCCUGCUCCGGCCCCCCGGCUGCCCCCUGGUGCUCUGGGCAAAGUUUAGAUUACGGGGCUCAGCAGGGGAGCGGGCAGCCCCUUCUCCUUUCCCGCAGGCCCCCCACGGUGCAGCUCUGCCCCCUGUGCCUCACCCCAGCCCGGGCUGCCCUCUCCCCAACCCCCCCACCCCGGAAUGUUUGCCCCGGGCCAGUCUUCCCUGGGCCUCACCCCCAGGGCGCCUGGCUGGCAGUUUUGCCCUUUUCCUAGGUGAUUUUUCCCAUUCUGGCAAUGCAGGAACUAGAGGCCGGGAUUCAGCUGCUUGUCUGCGGGGUUCUAGGGUGCCCGCAAACACAGGCUGGGGAGCACCGGGAGUGGACAAACGGACAGAAGCACCUCCAGGUUCCUCCCACGGGGCCGGGGAGCCAGGGGCCACGGGAUUGGCUAAGGGCCCUUCCCUGGAGAAGGGUCCGUGCCGGGAAGGGCGGAAGUCUGCCACUGAGGUGCUAAUCUCAGCUUCCUGUUGGAGUUUCCUCUCUGCUGCCCAGGGCCUAUCUUAGGAUGGACACAGCUGCCGAAAUGGAUCUGGCACCUCACCUGUUCCAAGUGAGGCAGCGCCUGCUCACUUCCUGCUCCUGCCGCUGCCCCGGGCAUGCCCACACGUCACCUCUGCCCAGCGGGGCUCACCCCAGCCAGGAACCAGGUGCGAGCUGACGGGUCGGCCACAAGCUUUCUGGCCUUCUCUGGGAACCUGGUGAGCAUGUCCUGUCUCCUUGGCCUGCCCCCAGCCACCCUUCAGUGACCAGAGCCCCUGAGAGUCAGUGCCAGGGGGCAAACCUGACCCCCUCGCACACCCACCCUUCUACAGGCCUUGCUAAUCCAAGUCACUCGGGCUCUGGGUUCCCCAAACCAGGAUCCAAGCUGGGGCCAGUCUGUCCAGGCACCCAGUAAAAACGGUGCCCUCCAGGGUCUGUCCUGGGGGUGUGCAAGGACAUCGGGGGCCUCACAGGCCGAGUCUGGGGACCCCUGGCCCAGCGGAGCUGGACUUGGGGAGAGAGAGGGACCUGGGCGCGGCGGCGGCUUCUUCCCUGGGCACCCCAGGCCCUGCCGGGUGGAGAGAGCAAGGCAGAGGGCGCAGGGCAGAGGGCGGGCGGGCGGGACGGCCCCAGUUGGUGGGGCGGGCCCUGCGCAUGCGUUGGCGUCCCGGGUUGCCAAGGCAACCCCGGGACACAGGCGAGACGAUGGCCUCCUGGGCUGCAGGUGCUGCAGCUCAGCAGCAGGCAGCCCCGACGCCCUGGGUGACCAUCGUCCAGCCGCAGUCCUGGCCCACCGUGCCGCCGGACCCCCAGCCGGGCCGCGUGAAGGAAGACCUACUGGAGCUGAUGAUGCUGCAGAACGCGCAAAUGCAGCAGCUUCUGUUCAGCCGCCUCGUGGCCGCCGCGCUGCAGCCCUGCGGCCCGCAGGUCUACCUGGAGCCGCAGCCGCAGUCCAAGGGCUUCCUGGAGGAGGAGGCGGUUGCUUCGGAACCGGAGGAGGAGCCUUGGGUUUUCCACCACCACUACUUGCCCUGCUCCCUGUCCCCAGUGGGCCUGCUGCCCUCCUGGCCCGCCCCCUUCCCCUCCCCUCCCCCUCUCCGGCCCCCCUUGCAGGACACAAUCAGGAUUCAGGACCGUCCUCCUGCCCUGGGGAAAAGGAGGGUGACAGCUGUGCCCCCGCCCCCACCCCCCAGUGCUACAGGCACUGUGGGUGCAGACGUGCCCCCCGCUUCAGGUAGGGGCUGCACGGGCGGGCCACGGGGUCCAGGGGCCAGGAGGGGGGUGGGCGCUCCUGGCCUGUUCCUCUGCCCCCUCCUUUCCCCCCCGGGGCCCAGUGAGGCAGGAGGGGGACCCCUGAGAGCGCUCUGUCCCCACAGAUUAUUAUGAUGCCGAGAGCAGGGCGCUGGGUGUCCACCACGGGCCAGAGGCAGCUCCGGCCACCCCACAGCGCCGGGCCUGAGGACACCGCCCUUCCCCAAGCCUGCUGACCUCUCGCUCACGGACUCCCUCCACCCCCCACUCAACACCCCUGCCCCCUGGGACCCUGACCUGGCCUGAUCUCAGGUCUGGAGCAAGAGCCCCUCAGAGCCCACGUAGGAAGAAGGAAGCCAGCACAGCCCGCCUCUGCGCCCCCUCUCUCCCUCACCCCACUUCCUGCCUGGGCGAGGGGCCCCCCUUUUCCUCCCGUCCCUGUCUCUGGGACGGUCGCAGCACCCCCGCUUGACCUAGUAUCGGCUCUCCAGGGGCCCAGAGUGAAGGCCGGGCCUGGGCGGUCCCCGCGCUCCCACCCUCAUCCCCCCCGGCUGGCCAUGCUGGCGGAAAGGAACGGCGGUGCCAGCGCCUGCUCAGAAUGGGAGGGACUGAGGUCCCAGAGGACCGGGAGGGGACAGAGUGUUUCUGCCGGCCAGUGGGGUGUGUCUGGCCAGCACCCCACCUCCCCAGGAU
Messenger RNA from Sorex araneus (European shrew), 3012 nucleotides. RefSeq names its product proline rich 29 (gene PRR29). NCBI's taxonomy places the organism in Eukaryota, Metazoa, Chordata, Mammalia, Eulipotyphla, Soricidae. The record is from RefSeq and is a predicted model, not a curated record. The coding region runs from base 1723 to 2454 and encodes 243 amino acids. The transcript is spliced from 5 exons.